Messenger RNA from Strongylus vulgaris, 590 nucleotides. Lineage: Eukaryota; Metazoa; Nematoda; Chromadorea; Rhabditida; Strongylidae. The record is from the annotation of a GenBank genome assembly.
AUGCAUCAACGCAUUCAACUUAAUAUGGUAGAAAGAGCUGGGUACAUUUUAGCUUAUAAAAGUGACUCGCUCAACUAUGCUUCCAGUCGGUAUUUUUCUCACGAUCGACAUGAAGACGAGGGCGUUUCGAGGAGGAAUUUGAUCCACAAUCCUGUGGUAGUAGCAGCGCAUGAGUACAGACCUAUUUUCGUGCGAAUCAGAGGUGGUCCAAGUAGAGACGGUACAGUAAGAGGUGGUGCAUAUUGGGGUCCAACACAAAAGGGUACCCCAUACUUGUGCUCACGGGAGGCUAUCCCAUAUGAAGAAACUUCGCAAGAUUUUGACGAGUUUUUAAAACAGCUUGGUUUUGAUACCCUUAUGGUUAGAGACAAAUUUGGACAGAAGCGCUCAUUCGUAGUCUUUGACACAGUGUACGCCGUCGAAGCACAACAGUUCAAGGCCGAUUACACGAAACUCCAUGAUCCCUGCACUGUUAGUUUUCUAUCGAUUAGCAUUAAACUAGAACAAAAGAUUUUGGUAAUAUUUAGUAGUCAAAAUAUGAAAUUUUGGAGAAUAUGUGCCCCACUACCGUAUCUGCCCACCUCUUAAAA